Melitaea cinxia (Glanville fritillary) is the source of this 2308-nucleotide messenger RNA. It is a transcript of the gene Edem1, whose product is annotated as ER degradation-enhancing alpha-mannosidase-like protein 2. The annotation marks the transcript as partial. Gene Ontology annotation, molecular function: mannosyl-oligosaccharide 1,2-alpha-mannosidase activity; calcium ion binding. Gene Ontology annotation, cellular component: endoplasmic reticulum; membrane. Gene Ontology annotation, biological process: mannose trimming involved in glycoprotein ERAD pathway; carbohydrate metabolic process; endoplasmic reticulum mannose trimming. The transcript has 8 exons. The record is from RefSeq and is a predicted model, not a curated record. Lineage: Eukaryota; Metazoa; Arthropoda; Insecta; Lepidoptera; Nymphalidae.
AUUUUGUGUUUCAAAUCUGAAAAUGUUUUGUCCAUACGGGAAUAUAGUAAAGAAGAUAUCUUAAAAUUAAGAGAAGAAGUAAGAGAAAUGUUUCAACAUGCCUACGACAGUUACCUACGCUAUGCAUACCCUUACGAUGAGUUGCGCCCUCUGAGUUGUGAUGGAGUUGAUACUUGGGGCAGUUAUUCGCUGACACUUGUAGAUGCUCUGGACAUGCUAGUAAUUAUGGGAAACUAUACGGAGUUUAAUAGAGUAGUGGAUGUAGUUCUUGAGAAACAAAACUUUGAUUCAGAUAUAAAUGUCUCAGUGUUCGAAACCAAUAUUAGAAUUAUUGGUGGGCUACUUAGUGCACAUCUUUUAUCAUAUAAGUCAGGAAUGAAGUUAGAACCUGGUUGGCCAUGUAAUGGCCCCCUCCUACGUCUUGCAGAAGAUGUAGCUCAGAGACUAAUUGCUGCUUUUGAUACAACCACUGGAAUGCCCUAUGGCACUAUUAACCUGAGAAAGGGCGUGCCACCAGGAGAAACAAGCAUAACUUGCACAGCUGGUGUGGGCACAUUUAUUAUUGAAUUUAGUACUUUAAGCAGGCUUACUGGAGAUCCCUUAUAUGAAGAGGUUGCACUUAAUGCAUUAAAGGCAUUAUAUCAUCACAAAUCACCCAUAGGUCUAGUCGGUAACCAUAUUGAUGUCAUGACUGGAAGAUGGACGGCCCAAGACUCUGGUAUUGGAGGCGGAGUUGAUUCUUAUUUUGAAUAUCUAGUAAAAGGGGCGAUACUGCUAGAGCGGCCCGAGUUGAUGUCAAUGUUCAACGAAGCCCGCCGUGCAAUCGACAAGUACCUCAAGAAAGACGACUGGUAUGUUUGGGCGACCAUGUUGAGAGGACACGUCACGCUGCCUGUGUUUCAGUCACUGGACUCCUACUGGCCCGGCUUACUCAGUCUAAUAGGUGAAAGUGAUACUGCACUGCGAAUAAUACACAAUUACCACAGUGUUUGGAAGCAAUAUGGAUUUACACCAGAAGUAUACAACCUCGGUACAGGAGAGGCCUCAUCAGCAAGGGAAAGCUAUCCUUUGAGACCGGAGCUGAUUGAGUCUAUCAUGUACUUAUAUAGAGAGACAAGAGAUCCUAUACUGUUACAAAUGGGAGAGGAUAUACUCCGGAGCAUACAGCACAGUGCAAGAACACCUUGUGGAUAUGCUACGAUAAAAGACGUCCGUGACCACCGAAAGGAAGAUCGAAUGGAAUCAUUCUUUCUCGCUGAAACUACCAAAUACUUAUACUUAUUGUUUGACCCUGACAACUUCAUACACAACCCGGGGGUCCACGGAACAGUUAUAAACACACCUAAUGGAGAAUGUAUCGUUGACAUGGGAGGAUAUGUGUUUAACACUGAGGCUCAUCCCAUCGAUCCACUAAUGUUACAUUGUUGCCACGAAGCAAGUCAAGGUAUAAACAUAAGCGAAGUACACAGAAUAUCACAAAUAUUGGACGAGGAAGAUAAUAUAAAGUUUAUGACAAUGAUAGACGCCUCUAUGAACAGAAAUGUUACCAAUACAACUGAGACUACAACACAAUCUGAAUCAGUAGCAAAUGAUACAGUCGAAACUACUAAUACAACAACAGCCGAAACUACUAAUACAACAACAGCCGAAAAAAAAGGCGAACAGAAUCAAGAGUUGAUCAAAACUGAAACGCGAACAGGAUACGUUAACAUUGACGGUACAGAGAGAGAGAAAAAUAAAAAUGAAAGUCUAGGCGAUAUCUUGAAAGAACAUAUAAAUAAUUACUACAACAGUACGAAGAUAAACGAGAGCGAAGUGAAGCCAAUUCCAGAGCCCGAUGUUAAAGCGGAUUCUAAAGUAGAAGUCGACGAUAUAAUCGUACCGAAAAUAGAAACUGUGAAGUUACAACCGCCGAGUAGUACGAGAGCGAAGGAAGUAUUAAAGUUAUUGCCGAAAGUUAUUCAAGACUACAUCAAUAACGACUACAAACCGAAGGCGACUUGCGAUCCGCAACGCAUGUUGGAGAGGAUACGAAAUGAAAAGCGAUAUCCGGAACAUCCGGAUAUCAAUAAUUAUAGUUUACUUCUGACAUCGGCCCCAACCUUUAUGCAGAGGGUGUGUAUCGCCGGCGAAUUUUUGAACAGAAAACAUAUUGAAUUGUGACAUUUCAUGAAUUUGAUUUUAUCUUUAAUGUAUUGCCUAGAAUGUGUUAUUCUACUUAGUCGUUACACAUUUCUGUAGCAUAAAAUGCUAGGCUUCAAUUUAGAUAUCAACUAUAAUAUAAAUUAAUAAAAGAAAUAAGGCUAAA